AAGAACAUCAACAAUUAAUUAGUAGCCUAGCUAGGGUUUUCAGAACUCCCCUUCAAUCCUCUUUUCCUUCCUUUCAUCUAUUUCAGAUGAGCUCAAGUAGCAAAAAUGGCAGUUGCUCUAUAGGAAAGGCAAGCAGACAGUAAUAUUCUCAACUACAAGUUCAUAAAAAUCAGCUGUAGCAGUUGCUUGUGAUGGGCAGUGAAGCUUCUUCUAUUGAAUCAGCAAACCCUAAUUCUUCCAACAUGGAAGAAGAAGAUGAAGAACGGGAAAGUAAGAACCCUAAGAGUUCAGGAUCUGUGAGGCAGUACAACAGAUCCAAAGCUCCAAGGCUUCGAUGGACUCCAGAUCUUCAUAUGUGCUUUGCUCGGGCAGUUGAAAGACUUGGAGGACAAGAUCGAGCAACGCCUAAGCUUGUUCUGCAACUAAUGAACAUUAGGGGACUCAGCAUCACACACGUCAAAAGCCAUUUACAAAUGUAUAGAAGUAAGAGGAUUGAUGGUUCUGGCCAAGUUCCCUCUAUCAUAAAGAACUUGAAAGACAAAAAUCUUUCUAUGAAACACAAGAAAUGAUCAGAUCAUGGAGAGAAGAAGAUAGUGAAAUCUUACCAGAUCUGACUUUAUCUUUAAACAUUAAUGCACAAAGGAAGGAAGGAGAAGAGGUGGAAUGCAGUCUAUCUCUCUCCUUGUUAUCUCCUCCUCUCUCAAAGCUAGAAGAAGAAGGGUUCAGCAAGACAUGCUCAAAGAUUAGCAAAGUGAAGGAGAAGGAUCUGCAUAUAAAGAUGACAAGUACUCUAGAUCUGACUAUAUGAAUUUUAUAAAGCACAUGUUUGGGAAGGCUUUUUUUAGUGCUUUUUAAAUCAGUUUUGUAGUAAAAUAAUUAAAUUUUUGUACUAAAAAACUGUUUUAAGUAGCAUACGAAAAGCCAUCACAAAUAAAAUCUAAGAGAUGUAACAGACAUUUGAUUCUAUCUAGUAUUGAUUUCUGAGCUAGCUUUGAUAGUUUGUGUAUCAGAUCAUUUCUUCCAGGUUUGUAGC
Molecule: messenger RNA, 1033 nt
Organism: Dendrobium catenatum
Lineage: Eukaryota; Viridiplantae; Streptophyta; Magnoliopsida; Asparagales; Orchidaceae
Product: putative Myb family transcription factor At1g14600
Exons: 4
Coding region: 192-569 (125 amino acids)
Molecular function (GO): DNA-binding transcription factor activity; DNA binding
Source: RefSeq, a predicted model, not a curated record